AUGAUCAACUCACUAACAAUUUAUGGAAUCUUAAUCAUGUCUAGUGGGAUACAAUCCUCACACGCACAGUAUCCUGCGGACAAAUCAGGAUAUCAAAUACAAACCCCACCUCUAGAUACAGAUUGGACCAAUAAAGUAGGUACGAAUCCAUGGACUGAAUAUCCCAGACCUCAACAGAUUCGAGAUAAAUGGCAAAGCUUGAAUGGUAUCUGGAGAUAUGAACAAGCUUCAAAUUUCUCUGAUAUCAAUUCUCUUCCUACGGGAAAAGGAGAAGACUGGGGUCAAGCUGUAAUGAUUCCAAGUUGUAUUGAAAGUGGUCUAAGUGGCCUGAAAAUCGAUAUAAAAGAUAAUGAAUUUUCAUGGUUUCAAACCAAAUUCACCGUGCCAUCGGAUUGGUCCAAUCAAUCUUUAUUGAUCAAUUUCGGUGCGGUAGACUAUGAAGCUACUGUAUUUAUCAAUGGCAAAAAUGCCACGACACAUAAAGGCGGAUUUACCAGAUUCGAUGCGGAAAUCAGUUCUCUGGUCGAAUAUGGAAAAGAGAAUGAGAUAACAGUCUUCGUGCAUGAUCCUACCGAUAGCACGGAAUAUAUCAUACCUGUUGGCAAACAAACCAGAGAUCCAAGUCAUAUCUUCUAUACUCCAUGUAGUGGGAUCUGGCAAAGUGUCUUCAUCGAACCUGUGCCCAAAACGUAUAUUCGUCGAAUCGAUUUAACUGGUGAUAUGGAUGGCGUCGGCACGAUCAAUGUUCACACCUCUGAUGGUUCUACCCAAGGGGUGAAAAUAGUUCUAUCAGAUUCACAAGGUACAGCAUAUGAGUCUUCAGGACAAUCCGAAUUACCGUUCAAUUUCACCGUACCGAACAUCCAAACAUGGUCACCUGAUACCCCUACGCUCUAUAACGUUACUGUCACUAUGGGAGAUGAUAUUGUGACUACUUAUACAGGAUUUCGAAGCAUAGGUAAAGGUACAGUAGAUGGAACUGUUAGACCGCUUCUGAAUGGCGAUUUCAUUUUCGCCUUUGGUACACUCGAUCAAGGAUUCUGGCCAGAUGGGCUGUAUACUCCUCCAUCAUAUGAAGCUAUGAAAUUCGAUCUUCAGAUGCUUAAAGAUCUUGGAUUCAACAUGGUUCGAAAGCAUGUCAAAGUUGAGACCGAUUUAUUUUAUCGAGCAUGCGAUGAGCUAGGUUUAUUGGUGAUCCAAGAUAUGCCUAGCACGACUGCUAAGAAGGAGUAUAUACCUAACAAAGCUCAACAAGCUCAAUGGUUAGCAGAAUUUACGGAGUUGGUCAAUCUUCAUAAAUCCUUCCCUUCGAUAUACACUUGGGUUGUCUUCAAUGAAGGCUGGGGACAACCUAAUGAUGGAUCCGAAUUGGAACAUACCGGUGUCAUCCAAAACCUAGAUCCCACAAGACUGAUUGACGCUACAAGUGGUUGGAAUGAUCAUGGCGCUGGAGAUUUCUCUGACAAUCACCACUAUCCUUCUCCACAAUGUGGAAUGCCAAAUGCUGAUAAUCCUUCUGGACCGUAUGAUCCGCUUAGAAUAGGGUUCCAAGGUGAAUUUGGUGGUUUGGGAUACAACGUUACCAUCGAACAUCUGUGGAAUGUUCCCAAAUCUAUCAAGGAGAUUAAUGAGACUUACGAGAUUGACGAUACGCUGGAGGAAUGGAAUGCAAGAUCCCGUGAUCUACUUGGCCAGCUGCAAAGUCAGGUGACGAAUCUUGCGUGUUCCGGGGCGGUAUGGACCCAAACUACUGAUGUUGAAGGCGAGAUCAACGGUUUAAUUACUUAUGAUCGGAGGGUCAAACGGUACGAUGAGGAACAAUGGAAAUCAGAUAUUCAAGCUUUAUACAAAGCCGCAGCAGGUCGAGGUGCAGGUUCAAGCUCAGGUUCAUCAUCGAGAGAAAGCACCACUUCUGCCAGAAGCAAUACGGUAACUGCCACCGAACCAGAAGUUAAACAAACUGGUUUCUCAAAUUCGAUAAGAAUGGAAAUUAGAUGCGGUCUCUGGAGCAUGCUUGCCUUCGUGGGCUUGAAUAUGGGGAUACUACUGUAA
Messenger RNA from Kwoniella shivajii, 2052 nucleotides. RefSeq lists its product as uncharacterized. The coding region runs from base 1 to 2052 and encodes 683 amino acids. The transcript has 11 exons. Gene Ontology annotation, molecular function: hydrolase activity, hydrolyzing O-glycosyl compounds. The record is from RefSeq and is a predicted model, not a curated record. Lineage: Eukaryota; Fungi; Basidiomycota; Tremellomycetes; Tremellales; Cryptococcaceae. Gene Ontology annotation, biological process: carbohydrate metabolic process.